UUUAGACUACCAGACAACAUAAGUUUAGAUGAAGGAGCUGUAAUAGAACCUCUUGCUUGUGCUGUUCAUGGCUGUAAAAGAGCUGAAAUCUCUGCCGGAGAUAAAGUAUUGAUAUGUGGAGUAGGAACAAUUGGUUUAUUGAGUAUGUUAACAGCAAAACAAAUGGGUGCUUCCAAGAUAUGUGUCACUGAUAUUUCGAGUAGUCUCCUGGAAGCUGCUAAACAUCUUGGAGCAGAUCAUGUUGCUUUGGUUGAGAGUCAAGAUGCACAUGUCAUAAUAACUAAGAUUCAUCAAGCUCUAGGUGGACCACCAGACAUCACCUUAGAAUGUAGUGGUACAGCAAGUGGUAUCAGCAUGUCAAUUCCAGUAUGUUAUUGUUCACAGGCAACCAGAUCUGGAGGAGUUGUUGUGUUAGUUGGUCUUGGGCCACACAAUGUUACUUUGCCUAUCAUCGAUGUAAUUGUUCGUGAAGUUGAUGUCAGAGGGAGCAUUCGGUAUGGAAAAUGUUACUCUAUUGCAUUGGAUCUAAUUGCUUCAGGCAAAGUGAAUGUAAAGCCCUUGAUUACCCAUCAUUUUAAGUUGGAAGAUUCUGUGAAAGCAUUUGAAACUUCAAGAAACGGAGACGGAGGAGCCAUCAAAGUCUUGAUCCAUUGUAACCAAGAAGCUUCAAUAUAAAGCAUAUUCAUGUUUGUUUUAAGAGAAGAUUACCUAAAUGUCAGUAGACUGAACAAAUACAUAUAUUA
Messenger RNA from Limulus polyphemus (Atlantic horseshoe crab), 743 nucleotides. RefSeq names its product sorbitol dehydrogenase-like. The annotation marks the transcript as partial. The transcript is spliced from 5 exons. Gene Ontology annotation, molecular function: L-iditol 2-dehydrogenase (NAD+) activity. Lineage: Eukaryota; Metazoa; Arthropoda; Merostomata; Xiphosura; Limulidae. The record is from RefSeq and is a predicted model, not a curated record. Gene Ontology annotation, biological process: D-sorbitol catabolic process.